GUAGCUUCGUAUUCUAUGGAAAAUAUGGCGAUGAUAGCGGUUCAUGCAAAUUGUGGGCGAUGCUAUCGCAAUAAUCAACAAUAAUUUAAUUUUCGGAGUUCUCGGUGCGGCUGAUUUUCGGCCUUGGCGACGAUGCAGCGAUACGACAUUUUGAUUCAGGAGAUCGAGGGCAUCGACGAUUAUCUGGGCCCGACGUUUCGAGCAAUUUACGAUGGCCACGAACAUCAGAAGUUUAUGGAGAAGCUCGACGAUCGUAUUAAGGCUCAUGACAAAGAUAUCGAGAGGAUGUGCAAUCAUCAUUAUCAGGGAUUUAUCGAUUCCAUUCGAGAACUCUUACAAGUUCGCUCACAAGCACAGCAAUUAAAUGCAGAAAUAUUGGAGCUUGAUAAAUGCAUUACCGCCACAUCUACUAAAGUGAUCGAGAAGGGUGAGGAACUUGUGAAAGCUCGCAAAGUCGAGAGCAAUAUGGCUGCUGCUGUAGACAGUCUUACUAUGUGCCUUCCCGUCUUAGCUGCUUAUGCAAAGUUGCAAAAACAAUUAAAGGAUAAGCGUUAUUAUCCAGCAUUGAAGACACUGGAACAGUUGGAGCAUCACGAUCUGCCAAAAGUGACAAAUUACAGGUUUUCAUCUCAAAUCACGCAGCAGAUUCCACAGUUGCGAGAAAAUAUAAAGGAUGCCUCUAUGUCUGACUUACGAGAUUUCUUGGAAAAUAUCAGAAAGUAUUCGCCAAAGAUUGGAGAAGUCGCGAUGAGGCAUACUGCUGAACAGUUAGCAACUGAAGCAGAAAUCGUCGGCAGGAAGAAAAAAAAAUCUUACACGAACAAUCAUUCGAAUGAGGGGGAAGAAGAACUGAGUGCUCAAGAUUUAAUGGACUUCAGUCCGGUGUAUCGAUGUAUGCAUAUCUACACUGUGCUUCGUGAAGGAGAAACUUUUAAGAAUUAUUAUAGACAACAAAGAAAGCAACAAGCCAGGCUAGUUUUACAACCGCCCAUUAACAUGCACGAGAGUAUAGUCGGUUAUCAGACUUACUUACACGGUAUCAUCGGUUUCUUCGUGGUGGAGGAUCACAUAUUAAAUACCGGUAACGGACUAGCCACUCGUGCGUACUUGGACGAGCUUUGGGCCAUGGCGUUAUCCACUAUAGUCAAUGCUUUACGCACGCAUUCGGCAUAUUGCACAGACGCUACACUUAUAUUAAAAAUUAAGAAUCUUAUCAUGCUAUUCAACACUACUCUGAGGAAUUACGGCUACUCUAUAGGACAGCUUUGGGAUCUGCUACAAGAAAUCAGAGUACAUUACAACGAAGUGCUGAUGCAGCACUGGGUUCAAGUGUUUAGAGAUAUCUUAGACGAAGAUAGUUUUCUUCCAAUCCAGGUCACAACGCAAGCAGAAUACGACGAAAUUCUUAACCUAUUUCCUUAUCAUGACGAGGAAUUGCAGAAAGCUGAGUUUCCUAAGAAAUUUCCAUUUUCAAACAUGGUGCCGAAGGUUUAUCAGCAAGUGAAAGAGUUUAUUUACGCUUGCCUAAAAUUUUCAGAAGAUUUGAACUUCACGCAGACGGAAAUCGACGAGAUGAUAUGUAAAUCAACAAAUCUUUUGUUGACAAGAACUUUCAGUGGGUGUUUGUCAUCGUUGUUUCGCAAGCCAUCGUUAGCGCUUUUGCAAGUAGUGCAAAUUAUCAUAAACACGGGAUAUCUCGAGAAAUCCACAAAAUAUUUGGAAGAAUUUGUGACUAACAUUACUGGCACGCCACAUCAAGGACAGUUAAGCUGUAUGAGUGUUGAAUCCGCCAUGUUUCGAGUUGCACGGGACGACGCCGAGAAGCAGAUUUGCGAUAAACUGAAGAAUAAGCUGGAUGAAUUUUUAGAGUUGGAGAAUUAUGAUUGGAACUUGGCAGAGCCGCAAGGACACGCUUCAGGAUUCAUCACAGAUCUCAUAGCCUUCUUGCAGAGCACCUUUACAUGCUUCACUAACCUACCUGAUGAAGUAGCUCAAGUAGCAUGUAAGUCUGCAUGUUCUCACAUUGCGAAAGCCAUAUUAGGCAUAUUAAUCAGCGAAGAUGUGAAGCAGAUAUCCAUGGGUGCUCUGCAGCAAGUUAACUUAGACACCAUACAGUGUGAACAGUUUGCUGCUUCCGAGCCAGUCGUUGGCCUGCCAGAAGGAAUAUUAUUGCAAUACUUUUCGCAAUUAAGACAAUUAUUAGAUCUAUUCAUGAGCUGGGACUGGCCUACCUAUUUUCAUGAUUACGGUCAUGAAUCUAGCAAAUAUAACUUAGUAACUCCGAACAUGGCUGUUUUGCUGCUGGAAAAGUUGAAAGAAUCCGACAAGAAAACAGUGUUUUCUGUAUUAAAGAAAAGUGAAAGAGAUAAAAAGAAACUGCUCGAGACUGUGCUAAAGCAGUUGCGUCAAUUGGCACAGACUACUCAGCAGCAGUAGAGAAUGUAGAAGGAAAAAAUUAAAUCAAUAAUGUAACAUAUGUAUUUGAAAACUUCUGUAAAUAUAGUAAUUUUUAUAUAUUAG
Molecule: messenger RNA, 2520 nt
Organism: Linepithema humile (Argentine ant)
Lineage: Eukaryota; Metazoa; Arthropoda; Insecta; Hymenoptera; Formicidae
Gene: Sec15
Product: exocyst complex component Sec15
Biological process (GO): intracellular protein transport; Golgi to plasma membrane transport; exocytosis
Cellular component (GO): exocyst; membrane
Source: RefSeq, a predicted model, not a curated record